Messenger RNA from Lactuca virosa, 939 nucleotides. The record is from the annotation of a GenBank genome assembly. NCBI's taxonomy places the organism in Eukaryota, Viridiplantae, Streptophyta, Magnoliopsida, Asterales, Asteraceae.
GGUCGGGUUCCACAGGUAUACCCGGUUGGAAGCGAUUUUCAAUCUCCCGCCCCUUUCCCAUCCCUUUCCAUGACCCUCUGGCUUCUCGGAAACUCACAAAAUCCACAGAGAAAUCAAAUCAGCAGGAGGACACAAAAAUGGAAAUGGAGAAAGAUAGUCGUGAAAUUGGAAUUGGUUAUCGACACAAAAAGUUGGAAACGUCGUUUAAGCUUGGUCUACACGGCCUCCUCACCACUUGCUCCAAAGAGGAGUUCUGCAAAAGAUUUCCAAGAUUUACCCAGGCUGAACAAGAGCGUCUUCAUCGGCUAUAUAUCAAGGUUAUUGUGUCAUUGCAUCAGAAUAUUGAGGAUGAGUUUGAAAUUCUGUGUGAGGAGACCAAGGUGGGAAACAUUCUUGAUAUCGUGGAGGAACUUGUAGAAGAACAAACCCUGGAUCCUCUUUAUCCUCAUAAGUCAAAUUUGAAAGACGUUGCACAAGUGUUGUCCACUAUAAAAAAGAAUGAGAUCCAAAAGCUUGCAACUAUGCUGGAAAAGACAGAAGCUGAGAAUGAAGUCUUGAGAAGCCGUGUUGAACUCUUACGGAAACAAGUACAAGGUGCAUCAAAUGCUCUUGAAAAGAUGUAGAUGGGCAUGUGAUUUAAGGAACAAAAAGUUGCUACCAAAGCAUCAACAUUCAACACUUCUUGUGUGAAAUGAUAUUGUCCUUUGUUGUUUCAAACAAUACUAUUGUUUCCUUGUUUUUACUUGAGUCCUAUCAUGCUUGAUAUUAUGCUUUGUUCUAAUGCUUUUUCACAAUUUUCAUUGAUAAUGUGGGCCAUUGGUUCUUUCGAGUCUAAAUAGUCUCAUUGGAGAGAAGUAGAAGAAUAGGAAUUUACUUACAUUUAUUUACUUAUAAUAGCAACCUAUUUUCCAUUUUUUUUUUCAAAUGGAUAAAACCUCC